This is a messenger RNA of Odobenus rosmarus divergens (Pacific walrus), 1525 nucleotides long. It is a transcript of the gene CDV3, whose product is annotated as CDV3 homolog (mouse). Lineage: Eukaryota; Metazoa; Chordata; Mammalia; Carnivora; Odobenidae. The transcript has 6 exons. Bases 1 to 645 code for a protein of 214 amino acids. Gene Ontology annotation, cellular component: cytoplasm. The record is from RefSeq and is a predicted model, not a curated record.
AUGGCCGAGACGGAGGAGCGGAGCCUAGACAACUUCUUCGCCAAGAGAGACAAGAAGAAGAAGAAGGAGCGGAGCAGCCGGGCAGCGAGCGCCGCGGGCGCCGUGACUAAGGAUGAAGAUGAGUGGAAAGAAUUUGAGCAAAAAGAGGUUGAUUACAGCGGCCUCAGAGUUCAGGCGAUGCAAAUAAGUGAAAAGGAAGAAGAUGAUAAUGAGAAAAGAGAAGAUCCAGGUGAUAACUGGGAAGAAGGUGGAGGAGGUGGUAGUGGUGUAGAAAAGUCUUCAGGUCCCUGGAAUAAAACAGCUCCAGUACCAGCACCUCCUGCUGCAGUAAUUGUUACAGAGACCCCAGAACCAGCAAUGACUAGCGGUGUGUAUAGGCCUCCUGGAGCCAGGUUAACCACCACAAGGAAAACACCACAAGGACCACCAGAAAUCUACAGUGAUACACAAUUCCCAUCCCUGCAGUCCACUGCCAAGCAUGUAGAAAGCCGGAAGGAUAAAGAAAUGGAGAAGAGCUUUGAAGUAGUAAGACACAAAACUAGAGGUAGGGAUGAGGUUUCAAAAAACCAGGCCCUUAAACUUCAGCUAGACAACCAGUAUGCUGUGCUUGAAAAUCAGAAAAGCAGCCACACACAGUACAAUUAAGGAAUGGUCUUUGCUAACCCUUCUAAGGUAACUAGACUGCAGCUAACCACCAGGAACAGCCAUUCAUCAUCUGACCUCUGCUGGACCCACAGCCGAUGCAGACCACUCAAUCUAAGUGACCGGCCCUAUGGUACUGUGGGGGUACAGGUGUCACGGCUGCUCUUUGUAUAUAUUGGAUUUAGGGGAAUUCUCAUUGUUCUCGAAGUGCGCGAACUAGAUUCAGCAGUGUUCUUUCAUUAUUACUCUGCAAACACAAAACCAGAAACUGCAGCCAGUGGUCAUUUCAAAAUCUUUUUAUGUUCAGAUACUGAGCCUUCGUAAGGGCUGACUACCUCAGGUUUGCUGCACUCGUUGCGGACUUCAUGUGGAUCACAACUUCUGGACACGGAGGUUACAGCUAGUAAGUGUCGGUGUGAAGCUUGAGACCAGCUCUACUGGAUUCCUAUCAGAAAUCCUGCAGAAAGUCAGCCAUCUGGGUUCUGAUCUGCUGUAAAAGAUGAAGAUUUAAGUGACCUUAAUUAACCUGUCCUGUGCCCCACCCUUGGAUACUCCGUAGUGGGCCGUGUUAGACUUCCUGGAACGUGCCGCUCUCAAAAACUCCUGUGUUCAGAUAAUCUCUGUAGGGUUGUGAUUUUAUUAUUUAAACUUUGAGUUGUAUUCUGAGGUAACCACAAAUUAAAUUCAGCCAAACUUGGGUCCACCAAGUGGGAAAGGGGGUAGGGGAGGGAGUAAUCUUAUUUCUUUUAGUAAUUUUUUAUUUGGGUAGUGCUUUUUCUGUGUUCCACACAUUAAGGCCUUUUUUUUUCCUUCUUUUUGACUUGGAAUAAGUUCUUUGACAGAGCAUAUUGCUUGGUUAAAUAAGUGACCUGAAAUAUGCAUU